CACCAACUGUUCUGAGCUUUCCAAUUUGGCCGUUAUUAAUCAAAAAGCUAUGAGACAGCUUACUUUCAACCUGGCAUUAACUUUGUUCACAGUUGCUAUGUGUAACCCCAUCGUCAAUGUGAAUAUCGAGGACAAGUGCUGUGACGGUUUUGACAUGAAGAAAAUUGCUGAUGUCGUCUGCAAUAGCAACUGCGCGUGCACAAAUGACCAGAGACAACAAACCAUGCUGGAAUUUUGCCAAGCACAUGGCCAUACCAUACCUUGUGCGGGUACUGGCAGAAGUCAACCAGUCGUUUAGAAUCUGGAAGCAAAAAUGCCUUGUGCUUGAAGAUUGAACUGCUAC
This is a messenger RNA of Cylicocyclus nassatus, 343 nucleotides long. The record is from the annotation of a GenBank genome assembly. Lineage: Eukaryota; Metazoa; Nematoda; Chromadorea; Rhabditida; Strongylidae.